ACAGUGGCCUCACCACUGAAGGGGGAGCGUGUGUGAUGGAAUUCAUUUGUGGGGGUCACUGUGCGGAAACUGCAUGGGGCCAACACACCACACUACCUCGGCAGAGCAUUAGACGAGAUGCUUAUCGCUAAGAGCUCGGAUCCUGAUCAUCCACUCGUGAUUCAGGGUCUGUGAAAGGCCUGGCAACUCGACGAGCCGCAAAUUGCAGGAAUGGUUCCCGCUCGAUCCAUUUGUCACCACACUUUGGCUUCCAUGUUUUUGGAGUAGGAAUCAUCCUCCCUGUUGUGAUUUGGUUCCAAAAAGGAAAAACCACAUCAGAUGGAACCCUUGGAAGGUUAUGUCGACUGGCGGAAAAGGCCUGCCGUAGGAGGCCGCCACGGUGGCAUGCUCGCAGCCUCCUUCAUCCUAGCUGUGGAGGCACUGGAGAACUUGGCCUUCCUGGCCAAUGCAAGCAACCUCGUGCUGUACCUCACCAAGUUCAUGCAUUUCUCGCCCUCAAACGCGGCGAACAUGGUGACAGACUUCAUGGGGACGGCCUUCUUCCUCGCCCUUCUCGGUGGUUUUUUAGCAGACAGUUUCUUCACCACUUACAGCAUAUACCUAAUAAGUGCUACGAUAGAGUUCACGGGUCUUGUGCUGCUCACACUUCAAGCUUGCAUACCUUCGCUGAAACCGCCAAGCUGCAAUCUGAGUAAGACCGAGGCACCGUGCCUUGAAGUGAGUGGUGGGAGAGCCGUCAUGCUGUUUGCAGGACUCUAUCUCGUAGCUCUGGGUGUUGGUGGAAUAAAAGGUUCGCUCCCGCCGCAUGGUGCUGAGCAAUUUGACGAGACCACAGCAGAGGGCAGGAAGCGCCGGUCGACCUUCUUCAACUACUUCGUGUUCUCACUUUCAUGCGGGGCCCUCAUGGCGGUCACUUUCGUGGUGUGGAUCGAAGACAACAAAGGGUGGCAGUGGGGCUUUGGGAUUUCCACUGUGACGAUUCUCAUCUCAAUCCCGAUCUUCCUACUCGGUUCUUCGACAUACAGGAUUAAGGUCCCGGAAGGGAGCCCGAUCACAACCGUGCUCAAGGUAGUGGCUGCUGCCACCUACAACACUCUCAAAUCCCGGAAUGCUUCCCAUGUCGUCGUUAGCAUGGACUUGAACCCGUCUUACGCGAGCCAGAGUAGCGAGGGCGAGGAAGUGAAUUCCAAUAAGAAGUUGUCGAACCCGAGCAGGACCCUGUCACACAACCUUAAGUUCCUCAACCGAGCCGUGACUGAGGAACCUAACCACGAGUUCCUGCAGUGCACAGUGAAUCAAGUGGAAGACGUGAAGAUCGUGCUCGGGAUCCUCCCCUUCUUCAUGUCAACAAUCAUACUCAACUGCUGCCUCGCACAGCUCUCGACCUUCUCGGUCCAACAGUCCGCCACUAUGAACACCAAGCUUGGCUCCCUAAGGGUUCCACCGGCCUCUCUUCCUGUCUUCCCGGUCCUCUUCAUCAUGCUCCUUGCCCCGGUCUACGACCACAUCAUCUUACCAUUUACCCGUAAAUUGACCAAGACCGAGACAGGCAUAACCCAUCUGCAGCGCAUUGGGACGGGGCUAGUCCUCUCCAUCAUGGCAAUGGCAGUGGCGGCUCUUGUCGAAGUGAAACGCAAGAACGUGGCAGAGAAACUCGGAAAGAUGAACUCAGCCGGACCCCUUCCCAUAACUUUCCUAUGGAUUGCCCUGCAGUACCUGUUCCUCGGAUCAGCCGACUUAUUUACACUGGCAGGGAUGAUGGAGUUCUUCUUCACGGAGGCUCCACAGAGCAUGAGGUCCAUGGCUACGGCCUUCUCGUGGGCCUCAUUAGCCAUGGGAUACUACCUCAGCUCCGUGCUUGUGGCGGUCGUUAACAAGGUCACACGGCAUUUCUGCCAGGUCCCUUGGCUGUCUGGUUCCGACUUGAACCAGUAUCACCUGGAGAGGUUCUACUGGCUCAUGUGCAUCCUCAGCGGGGUGAAUUUCCUGCAUUAUCUCUUCUGGGCCUGUCGAUACAAGUACAGUACAUUAACAUAAUAGCAGGAAAUUCUUUACUAUUUGGAUACUUCUUAUGUAGCGCAGCGAGAUACUUUUCUUAGAUGAAUAACUCGGGGAUCAGAGAUCCCCUUCGUCCUAUAUCAGUUCCCGAUUAUAUAAUCAGCUGAUACGAACAUAUCACAGUGUGAGUCUCUCUGUACCAUGCUGCAAGAUUGUAGACUCUCUCUCCCAUGAAUAAAAAUACCACAGUUGUUACCUGCGUCGA
Messenger RNA from Punica granatum (pomegranate), 2263 nucleotides. The record is from RefSeq and is a predicted model, not a curated record. NCBI's taxonomy places the organism in Eukaryota, Viridiplantae, Streptophyta, Magnoliopsida, Myrtales, Lythraceae.